AUAUUUCUAAUUAAUAUAUGCAUCUUGCAUUUCUUGAAUACACUAGACAUUGGAUUCUCAUACAAAUUGUUUACUCCUACAACAAAUCUAUAUAAACUCAUCCUUCUCACUCAAAACACUGCACCCAAGCCACAGAACUCGCCGAGCUAUCGAUCAUUUAACACAAAGAGCCUGCAAAGUAGAUUCGCAACCAUGGCAAGAAAUUCUGGUUUGUUCUUGGUCCUCACCUUCACAGUGGUUGUGAUAGCAGCCAGCGCGAGACCAGCCACCAUAGGCACCAAGGCCAGUUGCGACUUGGAUCUCUUUGCCCUCAUCCCGCGGUGCGUGCUGUAUGUUAUGCCUCCGGAUGACCCCAAGGAGACGCCAUCACAGGCGUGCUGCGAUACGUACCAGAAGGUGGAUGUUCCAUGCCUGUGCUCCAAGGUCGACGAGGGCAUCGAGGAGAUCAUAAGCAUGGCGAAGGUCGUGUACGUCGCCGACUACUGCAAGAGGCCGUUCACGCCUGGCACCAAGUGUGGAAGCUACACCAUUCCUCCUAAAGGCCAGUAAUUGGAUGGACUGUGUUCUUUUACUUUGUAAGAGGGGAAUGAAUUGCUGGAUCAUGUAAGAGAGAGAGUCUGAGAUAUCUGCUUUUACCGACGUUGUUGCUAUGCAAUCUGUGAGGUCCUGUUGAGAAUAAAAAAUUUAUCAAGUAAUUUUCUGAGGUGUCUACGUCUGAAACUUUGAAGUGUGAUGCAUGAUCAUAGGCUGCAAAAGAAACACGAGCGCCAUUGUCAUC
Messenger RNA from Phragmites australis (common reed), 778 nucleotides. RefSeq lists its product as uncharacterized. The record is from RefSeq and is a predicted model, not a curated record. The transcript has 2 exons. Bases 193 to 549 code for a protein of 118 amino acids. NCBI's taxonomy places the organism in Eukaryota, Viridiplantae, Streptophyta, Magnoliopsida, Poales, Poaceae.